This is a messenger RNA of Mycosarcoma maydis (corn smut), 1815 nucleotides long. RefSeq lists its product as uncharacterized. The record is from RefSeq and is a predicted model, not a curated record. Gene Ontology annotation, cellular component: catalytic step 2 spliceosome. Lineage: Eukaryota; Fungi; Basidiomycota; Ustilaginomycetes; Ustilaginales. The transcript has a single exon. The coding region runs from base 1 to 1815 and encodes 604 amino acids.
AUGCCGCUGCGCAAAGAACCGCCAACGCCUCGCUCAGCCGCUGUCAAUGCUCGCCUCGAUUCGAACAACGAUGUGGGCCCGUCGAGGUCAGGUCUAGCACCCUUGAUCCCAUUCAAGCCGGGACAGACGUCGUUGCGUAAACAAGCAAUCUUGACGGAAGAAGAGUACACUUGCGCCUUAUCCUCGAUCAUCAAGCGCGACUUCUUCCCGGACCUCGAUCGGAUCACGGCUGAAAACGAGUAUCUGGCUGCGGUGGAGGCAGAGGAGCCGGCGCGCAUACGAAUCGCCCUGGAUCGCUUGCUGCGACUGGACGGGCGGACGAAUGCUAGUCCAGCACCACAGCGAGCUAGCAAGCGGAGCCGCAAUCAUCUGUCGAGAGCUUCAGCAGCGGCAAGGAACGACAGUGGUGAAUGGGACAAUACUCCGAUCGCCUUUGGCUCGUCUUCCGAGGUGUUCGAUCCGACCUUCACGCCUGCCGAAUCAACCAUAUGGCUGGAUCACCAAGGUGAACCUCAGCACGAAGCCGAAGCCGAGGCCGCACCCGCUUCAGGUAUCCAUCCAGAUCUCGACCUCUCCUUGGCCCAUUUCCAGUCGCGCUACACCUCGGAAGACAAUGCGAGCUUCUCACAGCUUCUCGACCGGGACAACGAGCUACGCAAACGUAAACACGCCCAUCUCUUUGCACAUGAAGCAGCAUCCGGAAAGCGUCGCCAACAGCUGAUAGAUGCGGAGAGGCGCGAUGCAGAAAGGGGCAAACGACUGAUGCUAGAGGCGAGCCCAGAUGAUUCGAACAUGUCGGAAGAGGCGACAGAAAUGCUCUUGAUCGAGGGUAGCGAUGCAAAGGUAGAGGAGAAAAGCGCCACGGCGGCGGCGGUGACGGUGACAGGACAGAGGCCGGAAACCAGCAGUGAAAAGGAUCCGAUGGACGAUCUCGUCCUCGUUUGCGAGCCACGACAAGACGAUCGACGGACAGCAAGCGGUCUGCAUCGCUGGAAAUACACGGCGCGCAACGCGCUCAUGUUCGGUGCAGAUGCCAAUGAGUCAUAUCUGCAUGCUCGGCCUCUCGGUGUCACUGCCGAUCACGAGGCGUCGAGACCACAAACAAAUUUUACAGCGCUUCGGCUUGGCGAACAAUCCAACUCUCACACAGCAGUACGCCACGUCGACGCGCCGCAGAGUGAAGCCGGAUGGUGUGCUUCCACUUCUCGCCUCGACGCUGCCAUUCAACGCGGUCGAGCUGGGUCGUUUACCUCUCCGGUAGCUUCUGCCUCCGGUGACGAAACGCCCAAAGUUAACGGCUACGGCUUUGUGACGCCCUACUCGACACCCCAGUCUGGCAACAGCCAGUCCGUGGACGGUGAGAUGCAUUUACGUGUCUACAAUGCGAUCAAACGCUCGCGUCAGCACCAUGUAACGGCAUCCACCAGCAUCGACGAUAUCGCUGCGCGUGCAUGUGGAUUUCAACUGCCUCGGUUGGAUAAACGCGAACAGCUCGCAGAGAAACUCACCAGUACGCCUAAGCUGAAGCGAGCGGCAGAGCGCGCGUCGACGCCAUACGGACAGGCGAGGUAUACUGGAUUGACGCGUUUGAGAACGAGUGCAUUCGGCAGAUCGCCACAGAAGAUGCGCGACAAAGUGGGAGGUCUCACGCCAGCGGCAAAGGCUCUGUUGGAUAGAAGCACACGUGGUCUCACCCCUGCGUCGGCUCGACAACGCGUAGCUAGCCCAAUUGCAUCGCAGCGCCAUGAUGCUAACACAGCAAAAUCGUUAGGAGACAGAAGCUGGACCCCUACAUCUCAACGCACACGACAUUGA